GAGGGGCUUCCUCUUCGAACCCAAAGGCGCCGUGUGUCCAAAUCAGCUGUGUGCGCUUGCGCAGUAUGUGGAGCAGUGAGCCCGAACUAGCGGGAUCUGUAACCAUGGAAACCAUAAGUCCUUAUUGUAGAUAUCAGCUGCUAAACUGAAUGUUUUACUGGUCCGUCACAGCAGAGAAGAGAGAGAAUUUGUAAGGAAACAGCUGAGUUUUUCUUAAAGAUUAAUAGUUAGAAAAUAUUCAUUUCUCAUUUGGAAUAUGUCAGAUACAGUUGUAAGAUAUUUACAGGAAUCAUCUAUUUUAAUCCUCGGAACAAUCCUAUGAGGACUCAUGUUCAACACGGGGAUUGGGCAGCACAUUUUGAAAAAUCCUCUCAUUGUUAACAGCAUUAUUGAAAAGGCUGCCUUAAGACCAACUGAUGUGGUGCUGGAAGUUGGACCUGGAACUGGCAACAUGACUGUAAAGUUGUUAGAAAAGGCAAAAAAGGUGGUUGCCUGUGAACUUGACCCAAGGCUAGUAGCAGAACUACACAAAAGAGUUCAGGGCACGCCUCUGGCCAGCAAACUUCAAGUAAUGGUGGGUGAUGUGUUGAAAACAGAGUUGCCAUUCUUUGAUGCUUGUGUGGCAAAUUUGCCUUAUCAGAUCUCUUCUCCUUUUGUCUUCAAGUUGUUGCUGCACCGACCUUUUUUCAGAUGUGCUAUCCUUAUGUUUCAAAGAGAAUUUGCUCUCCGACUGGUUGCAAAACCUGGAGAUAAGUUAUACUGCAGACUCUCAAUUAACACACAGUUAUUAGCACGUGUGGACCAUCUGAUGAAAGUUGGAAAGAAUAACUUUAGGCCACCACCCAAGGUGGAAUCCAGUGUUGUAAGGAUAGAACCUAAGAAUCCACCACCACCCAUCAAUUUUCAGGAAUGGGAUGGCCUCGUAAGAAUCACCUUUGUUAGGAAAAACAAGACUCUUUCUGCUGCAUUUAAAUCAAGUGCAGUGCAACAGCUGUUGGAAAAAAACUACAGAAUUCAUUGUUCGGUCCAUAAUACUAUAGUACCAGAAGAUUUCAGCAUAGCAGAUAAAAUACAGCAAAUCCUAACCAGCACAGGUUUUAGUGACAAACGGGCCCGUUCCAUGGACAUAGAUGACUUCAUCAGAUUGCUACAUGGAUUUAAUGCAGAAGGUAUUCAUUUUUCCUAGGUAUUUGGAAAACAGAAUUUUCAAGGUCAAGAAAAGAAAUGAAUUAUAUAUUUUCAUCAUUUGAGAAGAUGAACUUUGCUUUUGCUCUACUGGGACGUUAUUUAUUUGCUUGACUAUUUUUGGCUUAAAACUACUGUUGUCACCAAUUAUUCUAAAUUUUUAAGGUGGUCAGUUCUAAGGGCCUAAGUUUUUUGGGUUUGGAUUUGUUUUUAUAAUAUAUAACAUAGGGUAGGGUCCAAUCUAUUCAUCAUAAUCUUCAAGUUCAAGAGCCGCAGAUACGCACAACUUUAUACUUAAAUUUAUCAUUUCUAACAGUUCAUCAUAUAAAGAUGUUACUUUUCUAUUUACUGUGUUAUAUACGUGAGGCCCUCCUUAGGCCUUUAGCUCUGUCCCUCAAGUAGUAAAAAAGUUAAAAUAUGCUUCUCUAGUCACAUAUUUCCCAUACCAUUUGUUACUCACAUGUACAGUAAAACAAUUGUCUCUUAAA
This is a messenger RNA of Microcebus murinus (gray mouse lemur), 1673 nucleotides long. Lineage: Eukaryota; Metazoa; Chordata; Mammalia; Primates; Cheirogaleidae. The record is from RefSeq and is a predicted model, not a curated record.